CGCUGACGGGCGGAGAGAGGGUGUUAUGAUGGACUCCGCCUGAGGUAAAGUCUGGCCCUCGCGCGCCUUGUUUGGAGCCCCGGCUCCCCUUCAGGAACUUAAUUAAAAUGCUGCUGUCGAUAGGAAUGCUAAUGCUGUCUGCCACUCAGAUUUACACCAUUCUCACAGUCCAGCUGUUUGCUUUCUUAAACCUGUUGCCUGUGGAGGCAGACAUUUUAGCAUAUAAUUUUGAAAAUACAUCACAGACAUUUGAUGACCGGCCAGCAAGGUUUGGUUACAGGUUGCCGUCAGAAGGCUUAAAGGGGUUUCUAAUAAAUUCAAAACCUGAGAAUGCAUGUGAACCCAUAACUCCUCCACCCCUGAAAGACAAUUCUUCACGUACAUUCAUUGUAUUAAUCAGAAGACUUGAUUGCAACUUUGACAUAAAGGUGUUGAAUGCACAAAGAGCUGGCUAUAAAGCAGCCAUAGUUCAUAAUGUUGAUUCUGAUGAACUCAUUAGCAUGGGAUCCAAAGACAUUGAGGUUUUAAAGAAGAUUGACAUUCCAUCUGUCUUUAUUGGUGAAUCAUCUGCUAAUUCCCUUAAAGAAGAAUACACUUACGAGAAUGGAGGCCAUAUUGUGUUAAUCCCAGAGUUCAACCUCCCUUUGGAGUACUACCUAAUCCCAUUCCUAAUCAUUGUGGGGAUCUGUCUCAUACUUAUAGUUAUUUUUAUGAUUACAAAGUUUGUCCAGGACCGACAUAGAGCAAGAAGGAAUCGGCUUCAAAAAGAUCAGCUUAAGAAGCUGCCAGUACAUAAAUUCAAGAAAGGAGAUGAGUACGAUGUUUGUGCCAUUUGUCUGGAUGAAUAUGAAGACGGGGAUAAGCUCAGAAUCCUUCCAUGCUCUCAUGCAUACCACUGCAAGUGUGUGGAUCCCUGGCUGACUAAAACCAAGAAAACGUGCCCUGUGUGUAAACAAAAAGUAGUUCCUUCCCAAGGUGAUUCAGACUCUGAAACAGACAGCAGUCAGGAAGAAAAUGAAGUCUCUGAGAAUACUCCUUUGCUUAGGCCACUUGCUUCGGUCAGUACUCAGUCUUUUGGGGCAAUGUCUGAGUCUUACUCCCAUCCAAACAUGACAGAGUCUUCAGACUAUGAGGAGGAGGAGGAGGAAGAUAUCGACAGUAGCGACGCCGAAAAUGGAGCAACAGAAGAGAGUGUAGUAGUCCAGCUUCAGCCCAAUGUUGAACAAGAUUACAGAGUUGCAAAUACUGUUUGAACUUCAGGACUGCAAACAAAAUAGUGUUACAUGAACUCCUCUGGCCAGAGAACUCUACUUUAUGUAUGCGUACAUAGGGGAAGCACAUUGUGACCCUCCAGUUGCUUCAGUGUAAGCAGCUUAUCCUAUAGUGUAUAGUUUAAUCUCAUUACGUUUUCUCCUUUUUUGUUUUGUUCGUAUUUGUCUUUUGAAGACAAGCAUUUUAACUGGACUUCAAAGUAGUCAUGAGUAACAACAGGCGCUCCAGUCACUGCACACAAAUACAGAUGCCACUUCACUUGUCAGCAUCUUUUUUAAAUGGAGUCAAGCCAAGAUCUUAAAUAUUUUUCUCUACAUACAAUAUGUAGGUAAGCAGAGGUUAUAUUGACAGAUUUAUCAAAUGUAUAUUGAGUGCUACCCCACAAACCCAACAAAAAAAGCAUAUAGGUAUGUCUGAGAACUUUUCACAGAAAAGCUGUUAUUACACAUAUUACACACAAAAAUGGAGCCUCUCUAGUAUUCUAUCAAGAUCAUUUUCAGCAGAAGAGCUUUGUUCUCUAGAGAAAGAGCCUUUCCAGUAAUCCCAUUGCGCAGUUCAAUCCUCACUUUAUUUUCUUGAGAAAAGGUUUUGGCCUUAAUCAGAACAGUGUAUUCUUUAGCACAUACCACUAUUAUCAACUCAACUAAAUUUUUUCAUAAUAGGAGUGGGGGGGGGACGGAUGACCAAAACGAAAACACCCAAGUCACACCACAUAUAGAAAACUGAGUUGUAUUGUGUGUGCUCUUUUCACAAAUAAUAUACCUCUUAAUAAGGAGCAUGUGAAGUUGCAUUCGUCUGCUAAAACUAUGCACACAGAGAAAUCAUACUUCAAGUAUUGGGUUUGAAAAUGAGUGCUUAUAAAUAUUUAACAGGAUUCCACUUACAGUGUAUCAUGAAAAAAUUAAAUUAUAUACAGUUGUAACUAUGUAGAAAGUAACCACACUACUGUAUAAUCAAACUGCAGAAAUUUUUAUAUGGCCUUGUAUAGGAAAGUUUGAAAGAAUGUUAAUAAACAUGUUUUCCACUUUA
Eublepharis macularius is the source of this 2301-nucleotide messenger RNA. RefSeq names its product ring finger protein 13 (gene RNF13). Lineage: Eukaryota; Metazoa; Chordata; Lepidosauria; Squamata; Eublepharidae. Gene Ontology annotation, molecular function: ubiquitin protein ligase activity. The record is from RefSeq and is a predicted model, not a curated record. The transcript is spliced from 10 exons. Gene Ontology annotation, biological process: ubiquitin-dependent protein catabolic process; protein ubiquitination; positive regulation of DNA-templated transcription. The coding region runs from base 108 to 1253 and encodes 381 amino acids. Gene Ontology annotation, cellular component: cytoplasm; nucleoplasm.